AUGCCGGAGACUCCCCUCUCCUCUACCACACCCCCCGGCGCCUCCACUCCGUCCAACAACAACUCCCGCUUUGCCGCGCAAAACGCCUCCGCCGAAGACGUCCUCAAAGAACAAACCGUCGGCCUCGUCCACUUGUCCGACUUCCGCAAGCGGCGCGCCGAAGCGCUCGAUCGAGUGAGCAGAGAUGUCACGCCGGGUACUGGCAGUGGAGCGAGUACACCUGACGGACGUGAAGCAGCUACAGCCCCCGUCGCAUUCAAGAAGCGGAAGAAGACGAUGAAGAAGGGUGGGCUUUCGUUUGGGGAUGAUGAGGAGGAGCAGGAAUCGACCCAGAAGAAGGGCGAUAGCAGCAAUCCAGAUUCUCGAGCAGCAACAGCGGACGACUCCGAAUCAGCCACCGAAACCACGUUGAAGAAGAGGCGCGGGCUGCGACCUAACUCCUCCCUCACCACUGCUCCCAAGGCUCUCACGAAGUCCGCCCUCCUCCGCGACGCCGCCCGCAAAGAUGCCCUACGGCAAGAAUACCUCCAACUCCAAGAAGCCGUGCGAUCGACAGAGUUCUGCCUCCCCUUCGUCUUCUUCGACGGCAAAGACGCCCCAGGAGGUGUAUGUCGCAUGAAGAAGGGCGAUCAGAUCUGGCUCUUCCUCGACCGAGCGCGGAAGAUGGCCGCGACGGCCAAGGGAGGCGCGAGGAAGGAUUGGGCGCGGAUUGGGGUGGAUGAUUUGAUGUUGGUGAGGGGGGAGUUGGUGAUUCCACAUCACUACGACUUCCACCACUUCAUCCUCAACCGCAGCGUCGGCUACAACAACACCCCGCUCUUCCCCUACUCCCCCGACCCCACGCCCUCCACACCGCAGCACCUCCUCCCGCAACCCGACACGCCUACCUCAGCAACCCCCGAACCAACCACCAUCGGCAUAUCCAGCGGUCUCACCACCGCCGCCGACCGCCGCGCCGCUGCCCAGACCGCUUCUACUGUUGAAGUGCCUGCCGACGAUGAGCUGGAAGGUUUCAACGACUCCCCGAACUUGACAAAGGUGGUUGAUCGUCGGUGGUACGAGCGGAAUAAGCAUAUCUAUCCGGCGAGUAUGUGGGAGGAAUUCGACGAGAAGAAGGACUAUGCGGCGGAUGUCCGGAAGGAUGGGUUGGGGAACGCUUUCUUCUUCUCACGAUGA
Molecule: messenger RNA, 1176 nt
Organism: Saxophila tyrrhenica
Lineage: Eukaryota; Fungi; Ascomycota; Dothideomycetes; Mycosphaerellales; Extremaceae
Exons: 3
Coding region: 1-1176 (391 amino acids)
Biological process (GO): chromatin organization
Cellular component (GO): nucleus
Source: RefSeq, a predicted model, not a curated record